AUGGAGGCAUUGUCACCACGAGAUGCGAAUUUGCAUCUCCGAAAACAGCCAGUCACAAAACCGAAGGCAACAGCGACAAUCAAGCCAAUGUCGAAGGAAAAAGAUCAUCCUCCUCCACCUCCUCAAGCAGUUCUGGAACCAGCAUCGUCAGACCGCAUAGAUGGAGCGAUUUAUAGAACGGGGAAGCUUCUGGGAAGAGGAGGUUUUGCAAUCUGUUACGAGGCAAGACUGGCUGGCACUAAGCAGCUUUAUGCUUUAAAAAUAGUUAAAAGCCAGAUGCCACAAAAGAAGAUGGAGCAGAAGUUUCAAACAGAGCUCCAGAUCCAUUCUAAAAUGAACCACCCGAACGUGGUUAGAUUCCACCGAGCAUUCUCAUACAAUCAGUGCACGUUUCUGGUGCUUGAACUCUGUCCUAACGGGUCGCUGAUGGAUAUGGUUAAAAAGCGGAAGUUUAUCACGGAGCCGGAAGUCAGGUUUUGGACAGUCCAGAUGACUGGAGCAAUAAAGUACAUGCAUGAUAAGGGCAUCAUUCAUCGAGAUCUUAAAAUGGGCAACAUCUUUCUGGAUAAGGAUAUGAACGUCAAAAUUGGAGAUUUUGGACUAGCAGCUUUGCUCAUGUCUGGUAAGGACUGGACCAAUGUAAGACGGACAACAUUAUGUGGAACGCCAAACUAUAUCGCACCCGAAAUUCUUUCCAAGGACAAGCAAGGACAUGAUCAUGCUGUUGAUAUCUGGAGCUUGGGUAUUAUUAUCUUUGCCAUGCUUACUGGAAAACCACCAUUCCAGUCAACGACUGCUGAUGAGAUUUACCGACGAGCACGAGAAAGAGAGUACGACUGGCCAGAGUUGGACAAAACCGAAAACUUCAUUUCCGCAGAGACUAAAGAUCUCGUUUCACUCAUGCUACAACCUGCUGAGGACCGACCGGACCCAGAUACAAUUGUUCAACAUCCAUUCUUCACAUGCGGAUACAUGCCGCUUUCCGAGGAAAUCCUUCCUGAGUUCCGGGAAGCCACACCAACAUCGAACCGCUUUCUGUCAGUUGAAGCUCGAGGAGGAAAAUCAGCACUCAAUAUACGAAACCUCAAGAGAUUAUGUGCUAUGUGCGGAGUCGGACCAUGGGGCUCUUCCCAAAAGCGUCAACAAAGCACAUACCGUGAAGUUGCUGCAGAGGAAAAAGCAGGUCUUACUCCAGCAAUUCCACUACCUGAGGGCAUUGUAUACCGACCCUUCAACGAGUGGUUGCGAGAAAAGGCAGAUCAAUUUAACGGAAAUGAGAAUAUCAAAACAACAGCUGAACAGGCAGAUCAAGCGGUAGACAAGAUUCUGGAGGAGCCGCCCCAAAGAGUAGAGCCCCCGCUGCCAUCUUCCAGGCCUGUGGCGCAAAGCUUCGCAGCUCAGCAGCGAGCAAGACCUGGAUUGUCUCAGCAACCCUCCCGUGGAGUAAAGUCGCGACAGACAUCAUCUGACACUGUCAGUAAACUUCCGACAUCUUCUUCGCGCCCAAUAGUCAACAUUUCUGCUAGAGUUGCCCGCCCUAGGAAAGGAGACCCGAAAUAUACAGAGGAUGUCGCUGACGUUCAAGAUCGUCUCGCUGCAGACAUCGUGAAGCAGCUUCCUGCGAGAACUGCGCGAAGUGGACCAGUGGUUGAAGAAAUGCCUAAGAUUCAAGACAAGUCACAUUCUCUGUUUUCAACCCGUGAAAAGGUAGAGAGGCUCCAGAACACUAAACCUGACGAUGUACUUCGUUCACUUCAAAACCUUCAGCAUGAAUUAGAGAGAGCAUUGAACAGCAGGACUACUGCUAUCGAAACAAAGACACUACAUCCGGCUUUGACACUGGUGGUCAAAUGGGUCGAUUACACUAAUAAGCACGGCCUCGGUUACAUUUUGAGUAAUGGAAGUAUUGGCUGCAUAUUCAGUACUACACAAGUAGAUUCCUCCGACACAACUAAAGGAUCUUUACCUCCAUGUUCUGUAAUUGUUCGUGAUGCAGAACAUCACUUGCAGAAUCGGGAAAAUACCUCAUACCCUGAUAGACACGAGAUCGUACCAAUACGUGGCUCGCAUAUUGAGUUCUUCGAAUCUCGCGGUGAAGCUGGCAUUGUAUGUGGUAAGGUUCUGCCGAUUAACUUCAAGCUUGCGCCAGGCAAGCCUGGAACUUCUGGAAGAGCUGCAGAGGCUGGGAAGCUGGAACCAGGGGCGGACGAGUGGGAUCAUAGGAAGAGGGAAAAGUUGAUUCUUUGGAAGAAGUUUGCAAAUUACAUGGUAUCUUAUGGAAGAGAUCAAAACUACCCCAACGACAACGCCGCUAAGCGAGACCUCGAAAAGAAGCCAGAACACAAGCCUUCUGGAAAUGUUAUCACAUUUUAUCAACGAUGGGGUGACGUUGGAUGUUGGGGAUUUGGUGAUGGCCACUUCCAAUUCAACUUUCCGGAUCAUACUAAAAUUGUCAUCUCGGCUGACGGGACAUGGUGCGAUUUUUACCAUCUACCUAUUGACGCCGCGAGGGACAUUGCUUCGAAAGGAACUCUUUCUCCUUCGGCUCUCGAUGACCGACAAAAUCUCUCCUUUCCCCUUCAGACUCUUCUGAAUUUUAUGACCAAGCCAACCAAAUCCACGACCAGGAAGCGUCCUGAAAUCGACCCGAUGAUCCAGGGUAUCCCUCAGGCGAACGACUUCCGAAGGAAGAUUGAAUUCAUCCGUAGUGCCAUCAAAGAAUGGGUCUCAAAUGGCGGGCUGGGAAAUAGUAAUAUGGAAGCUGAGCACCGGCUGAGAUGGACAGGUUGUCGUGAGAUCGUCAACACCAAGCCAGAAUACAAACAUGUAUGGGUCACAGUUGGUGCUAGAAAUGGCGACGACAGAAGGGUGGCAUGGUUCGACCCUAGGAAACCAGGAGAAAUUCGACCGGAUAUGGAGCCUUCAAAAUCAUGA
Glarea lozoyensis ATCC 20868 is the source of this 2934-nucleotide messenger RNA. Its product is annotated as Protein kinase-like (PK-like). The record is from RefSeq and is a predicted model, not a curated record. Lineage: Eukaryota; Fungi; Ascomycota; Leotiomycetes; Helotiales; Helotiaceae. The coding region runs from base 1 to 2934 and encodes 977 amino acids. Gene Ontology annotation, cellular component: spindle pole; nucleus; cytoplasm. Gene Ontology annotation, molecular function: protein binding; ATP binding; protein kinase activity. Gene Ontology annotation, biological process: mitotic cell cycle; protein phosphorylation; regulation of protein localization to mitotic spindle pole body. The transcript is spliced from 3 exons.